UACAUCCAGCAGCGGCCGGCUCAGUGCAGCAGACUGCAGUCUCCGUCACGCUGCUCCUCCCUGCACUCCCCUGGCAGGUGGAAAGGACACACGCAUACACGCGGGGUCGCUUCGAUGGCUUUCAUCUCAAUCCUCACCAUUCUGGCCCUUGUGGUCUCAGCUGAAGGUAGUGUUGGACCGAGUGUCAACGGCAGCUACUGCACGGAGUCAAAGGAGUGUCUGGAAUAUGAGCUGGUCUGCAAAACGGAUGAGUAUGAAGUGCGACACUACAGCCCCACUCUAUGGGUGUCGACAGAUGCAGAAGCUUAUUUCAUGGGUGUGGGUGCAGCCAUGGCUUUCAGGAGACUUUUCCAGUAUAUCACCGGAAGCAACGAAGAAGGUGUAACGAUGGAGAUGACUGCUCCUGUCCUCGUUAAGAUCCCAGAGGAGACCAUGAUGUGGGAGCCCGCUAUCUACACGCUCAGCUUCCUGCUACCUUCAGCCUAUCAAUACAACCCACCUGCACCCAUUAAUGAUAAGCUGUAUUUCACUGAGAUGCCAGAUAUGGACGUCUACGUGAGGGGUUACGGAGGCUGGAUGCUGUCGGUCACCUCCCGGCUUCAUGCCCACCUGCUGUCCAAAGAGCUAACAAGAGUUCGAGCUUCCUACAACCACAGCUAUCACUACGGCGUCGGCUAUGACAGCCCCUUGAAGCUGUUGAACAGGCACAAUGAGGUGUGGUACAUGGCCGAGGACGAGCCCGUGUGCUCAGAUCCUCGGGAGCCGACUCCUGCACACACAGCCCGUCCGACUCCCACCGACUCGCCUACACACCUUCCCUUUGAGCCUUUCCCGCACACCGUCUCUGAUUCACCCCCACUCACUCCCUCAAACCCAUCCUCAAAUACCACGUCCAACUCCUCCUCCUCACAGCUGCCCUCUGACACACCCGCUCUGUCCCCAUCAAACACUCCACCCAGUUCUUCGUCUGAUCUGCCGACUCAAGCCACAUUCAGCAAUCCCCAAUCAUCCACCCAGAUCCUGCUGGACCUGAUAACCAAGUCCUCCGAUCCCACCUCUGUGAGCCCUUCGCUGGAGCCGCAGUCUGGCACCACUCUCUCGAACAGCAUGACUACCAGCUCUGAGGACACACCAGCCAACAGUGACCCUGGGGUCGAGCCAAACGACGCCCAUUAGCAGCAGUCAGAUCCGAUUCAAACAGCUUUUCCAGAUAUAUUUACAUAGAAUUUAAAUAGAAAGCAAACAGUGUAGGUGUGAUAGAAAGAUGAAUGUGUGUGUGUGAUAGAUGGACCUGCUGUUCUCUUCCUCCUUUUCUCACUAUACCCCUACUUAUGGCACUAAGUGUUUAACCAUAUGUUCUGUCGCAGCUUUGCACCUGCAGCUUCCUGUAUCACUAAACACGUGCAUUUCCACUUUGUCCUUCUGAUGUUAUCCAACAGCUCCAUUGUAGAUUCAAAUGAGAUCUAUGUAUUAGUUAGAAAGUCAGUAUUCAAAGUUACUGUGUUGGUUUACUGAAGUAGUGCUGAGUGCAGAAACAGAUAUCAUUUAACUACAAUUUAAAGGAUUUCAGUGAAAAUCUGUGUCCAGUUGAUAGAUGAAAUGCUGGGAUGAAAGACAUCAGGUCAGACUUAACUAGAUUAAUGUGGAGUUUCGUGCUGAAGUCCUUCAAAUUUACUGCCCAGGCAUAACUGUCUGAAAGUUCAUCUGUUUAGCAUCAUCAGUCACUUUCAUGAUGUGUGUGGCAACAUAUAAAUGAGUUGUUACAAAUUCACUGCAUAUUUCUUGCAAUCAUUAACUACUAAUCCAAACAAUUUCCAGGUUGUGACUUUGAAUUUCACUUUUCUUUCCGGGAUGUGGGCCCAGGAGUGCCGACAAAACACUAGCCUUAUGUUUUGUCAGUUCCAAACCGAAAUAUAUAAAAUUAAAUAUUUACCAAAAAUACAUUUCCUUUACAAUAACCUUGACCAGUAUGUUCUAGGAAUUGAUUAGAUGACCAUAUUUCAAUAUUCAUACCAGAACGGUACAGCCAGAUUGAGACAGCUGAGUACAAACAGACCCACCCUGCCUGCUCUGGUCUCUUUAACUACCCAUUAGUUUUUCCAUUAAUGUUUCAAAAUGUUCAAAAUUGCUUUCGCUGCCAAAAUUCACAAAAAAGUUAUUUUGCAUUUUCUGUUAUUUUAAAGUUUUUUCACCACUAGGGGUGCUGUAGAGCAGGGGGGGUUUCUACUCUCUGGUCACUUCUUUAGGUACACCUGUUUACAGCAACUCAUCUCAGAAGCAAGUCAUGACACAUAGGCAUGGUCAAAGCGAUCAAACUGAGUAUCAGAAUGAGGACGAAAGGUGAUUUAAGUGACUGGAUGUGACAUGGUUGUUGGUGCCAGACGGGCUGGUCUGAGCAUUUCUGAAACUGCUGAUCUGUUGAAAUUUUCCUGCAGACCUAUCGAUUGCUUUUACAGAGAAUGGUCUGAAAAAAAGAGAAACUAUGCCCUGUUGAUGCCACAGCCUACUUGAUCAUUGUUGCUGACCAUGUCCAUCCCUUUAUGAUGACAGUGUACCCAUCUUCUGAUGGCUGCUUCCCGUAGGAUAACACACCAUGUCACAAAGCCCGAAUCAUCUUAAACUGGUUUCUUGAACAUGACAAUGAGUUCACUGUACUCAAAUGGCCUCCAGCCACAUAAUCUUAAUCCAAUAGAGCACCCUGAGAUCUGGUGGAAUGGGAGAUUCACAUCAUGGGUGUGGAGCCAACAGUCUGCAGCAACUGUAUCAUGUCAGUAUGGACCAAAAUAUUUCCAGCAUCUUUCUGAAUCUCUGCCGCAAAGAAUUAAGACAGUUCUGAACCAACAGAUAGCCCAACCUGGUAAUAACAAGGUGUAACUAAUGAAGUGGCCAGUUAGUGUAUAUCUGGUGCCACAUCUGGAUAAAUGUACCAGUUAAGAAGAAAGUCACUAUCAUUACGUUCAUGUCAAUAGGUAUUUAGCUCUCUGGGUGUUUUAGGGAGAAGGAAAUCAGUGUUUUCAGGCAUCUAAGACAUUUUGGUAAGAAAUGUUGAAAAUUAACAAAACUGUGUUUAUCUGUAAUGGAAAUUGCCUAAGCUAUAUUUAAUGUAGUUUAGCACUGUGUAGAAAAUGAGAACUCCAUUCUGCCCUCGUGUGAAAUCUUGGUUUAUUUGCCCUUGAAAAUCACUCCGCAGCACUGUUGUCUUAGCUUUUAGCCCUGCAGUGGCAUCGCUUUGCAAACUGUCUGCUUAAAAGUGACCCACAGUUUCAACUAAUUAUAGUAAAACUGCUCCAGAGAUCUCGAAAGAAUCACACUUGAUCAAAUCAAUGCAAUAAGACUUACAUACGUUAAGGAAUUACAUCCUCUAUCGAUGCAUCUCUGAGCUACAUACUGUAUAUAUACUAUAUAUACAUUCUGUUCUGAUGAAGAUGCAAUAAAAUACAUUACCCCAUGUUGGACUCAUUUUGUUA
Molecule: messenger RNA, 3467 nt
Organism: Archocentrus centrarchus (flier cichlid)
Lineage: Eukaryota; Metazoa; Chordata; Actinopteri; Cichliformes; Cichlidae
Gene: soul5l
Product: heme-binding protein soul5, like
Exons: 7
Coding region: 115-1176 (353 amino acids)
Molecular function (GO): heme binding
Source: RefSeq, a predicted model, not a curated record